Molecule: messenger RNA, 795 nt
Organism: Cyclocybe aegerita
Lineage: Eukaryota; Fungi; Basidiomycota; Agaricomycetes; Agaricales; Hemipholiotaceae
Source: the annotation of a GenBank genome assembly
AUGGUCGCAUUUCUUCAAGACGUUAACCAGCGUGGGCUUGAUUCAGCCCUCAAAGCUGUUGAUUUUACGACUCACCGCACAACUGAAGAUAAGGAACCUGUUCGGACACCAUCAAAGCGGAAGAGUAGCCGCCUGGGCGAAAAGGAAGAAGAUAACGAGGAGGGGUACAACACGCGGUUUAAGGGCGUCAAACGCGUCAGGGUCGGGCCUCCAACCCCGGAACCGUCCACACGCCCGAAAUCGAGGUCCCCUCGGAAACGAAAACAACCCGAUAAUAAAGAUCAAGAUAACAGCGAGUCAGCCAGCGCACCUGCACGCGGGAGGGGACGACCACGAAAGAGCGUUGCCGAGACCAAGAAGAGCCCCAAGGCGGCCGCCUCAACGCCGAAGAAGGCAACCGAGGGCGAAGAGCCAAAGCGCGGUAGAGGCAGACCCAGGAAGAGCGGCCCGUCGGAAAGUGCUGGAAAGAGCACGGCCCCAGAGAGCAAGAGCGGAAGGCAGGUUUUGGUCGGCGUUGUAUUGACGAAGAGGACGUUGGCACGUGUGGAUGCCGAUGCCGACGCGGAGGGCGACGACGAGGCAAUUGAGGAGGACGCAGUCGUUGCUGCUGUCAACGGUGCUGUCAAUGGCGAUCUGUCGAGCCUUGGAGGUUCCAACAAAGAGAAUCUCCCUAAUAGCGAUGGUCCAGUUCCAGGCCCGUCUUCUGUUGUCACAGGUGAUCAUGCUGGGGACGGAGAGGUCGAUGCUGAUGGCGAUCCCGAUGGCGAGGCAGUUUCUCCGACUGUUGUUCGGUAG